Messenger RNA from Cucumis sativus (cucumber), 838 nucleotides. RefSeq lists its product as uncharacterized. The transcript has a single exon. The record is from RefSeq and is a predicted model, not a curated record. NCBI's taxonomy places the organism in Eukaryota, Viridiplantae, Streptophyta, Magnoliopsida, Cucurbitales, Cucurbitaceae. Bases 104 to 592 code for a protein of 162 amino acids.
AAAGUUCUCAAAUUCAAAAACUUCACUUCUUCUCAAAUAAUAAUAAUAUCCCUAAAUCGAAAGUUUUUAAUUAACCUUUUCCCAUUUCCAAUUUUCCUCAAGCAUGAGUCAAUCCACUCCGGAACGCGGCGGCUCCACCUCCAUCUCCGGCGGUGGCUCUGUCCUAGCAACGCCAAGGCGAGCAGCAGCGACUUUGAUCGUCUCUUUAUCGACUCUGAUGGCGCUCUGUGCGAAACAAGCGAACAGAGUAUCAAAAAAGCUUCAAAUAAAACUGAAAUCGAAGCAGUUGCCGCGAUUAGAGUUAAGGUCACCCCAGCUUCGCCCGAAGCGGUUUCUGAAGAACAUAAGCAACACGUUAAUUCAUAAGAAGAAGAAUAAGCGCGGCGCCGGCGAUGCGGAGGAGGAGGAGUGGGGAGACGGCGGAGUAUGGCAGAAGGCGAUCUUGAUGGGAGAUAAGUGUGAGCCGUUGGAUUUCUCGGGCGUAAUUUAUUACGAUAGUAACGGGAAACAGCUGAACGAAGUUCCGUUACGGUCGCCACGUGCCAGCCCGUUGCCCGCCUUUCUUGCAACCAAUCACCGCCAGGUAUACUGAGUUGAAUGGAGCUUUAGUAUCUUUAAACGUCACGCGCGGGUGAUUUCAGGUAGGUCACCUAAGCAUGUGAAUGGGUGAGAAUUGGGGAUGCUCCUUUGGGUUUUACUUCGGCCCUGUUUUUGCAAAUUUCUCCUUUGUAUAGUAUAUAAUAUAUAUAGAGUGGAAGUAAUCAUGUUGAGUGUAUGUAAAAUAUACUAUAUGUUUCCUUCCAUCUAGUUCAUCUCGACAUGCCCUCCAUUAAAUUUA